Clunio marinus is the source of this 366-nucleotide messenger RNA. The record is from the annotation of a GenBank genome assembly. NCBI's taxonomy places the organism in Eukaryota, Metazoa, Arthropoda, Insecta, Diptera, Chironomidae.
AUGCAGAUUUUCCAGCACGUUGCAAUUCUUCCAAUAGAAACAUUAAUGUAUGCUUCAUGUGCUUUAACAGAUGUGGUAAAUGAAAAACUUUUAAAAAGAAAAAUGGAAUCAUCAGAAGCUGAAUCUUUUGGUCGCUUUAAAGUUUCUAAAAAUGUUGUGCCGCCAGAAACGUCUGUCGGUCGAUUUCGUUUAAUACCCCAAGGAUCACCAUUUCUACAACGCGGAAGAUUUUCUGUCAUCCCUGAGGAGGAAUCAACUGGAUCGCCUUCAACACAAGCAAAAUUACCGGGACCGAAAAUCGUUGUUCAGCCAUCGCCCGAAUGGGAUUUUGUAAGUUGCUUGAAUUAUUUUUUAAUUGGAGAUUGA